Molecule: messenger RNA, 1606 nt
Organism: Salvelinus sp. IW2-2015
Lineage: Eukaryota; Metazoa; Chordata; Actinopteri; Salmoniformes; Salmonidae
Biological process (GO): regulation of transcription by RNA polymerase II
Molecular function (GO): RNA polymerase II cis-regulatory region sequence-specific DNA binding; DNA-binding transcription factor activity
Source: RefSeq, a predicted model, not a curated record
CGACUAUGCAGUGUUUCGUUUGGAAAUAACUCAAAGCCAGAAAGAAAACAAGGCAAUGCGGAGGAAACUACAGCAACUAGAAAUUAAGGUGGCACGGGACCGAGCAGACAGGACAAUGCGAGAGCGCGUCCUCGCCAGUCAUCCUAGUAAUGUCAAGAUCCUCGACCGAUACAGAGGAAAGGCUAAAGGUGAAGGACAUCUCACUGGAGGCCACAGAAGCUUUGUGAAACCAGCAGGACAAAAUACAUGGAGAGAUGACCAACCAAUUACUGUUGAUGAGGGGAUAGGAAACUCAACCCAGCAUGUUAUCACGAUAGAGUCUGCAGAUGCAGGUCCUGGGGUCAAGCAGGAGAGGUCUGAAGGAGAGGAGGACCCACGGCACAGCAGAGACAUCCAGACUGGACCGCCCCCUGUAGCUACGGAGAACCCCACCACCGCCCAAGAGCAGUCCAGGACCCAACGCAGCUUUAUGGAGGUCAGUGGAACGCUGAACACCAUCCUCAAGUCAGAGACAGACACCGAGACUUUAACGGGGAUAAACCGACUGGGCUGUCCACCUGCAGAGCAUUUACUUUACGGCAACCUCAGCCCGAGGACUGUUCUGUCCCAUCGGGACUCAGGUGACACUUUACAGACUGACGAUGAUCCAUCGUGUUCAUACACUACAGAGACAGAGAUGAUACCUGGUGACAUGCCUGUGGUAUUAGAUACACAGACUAAUCCAAUGAGAGGGAACUGGAACCAGUACAGUAGUAGUGUAUACUCUGAACGGUGCCGAGAUAAGAAAGGGGAGGGUCUGGUCAUAGAUGAGGUGACUGUGAAAGUGGAGGGCGACGUUUCUCUGACAUGGAAUGCAUACGAAACUCACUUAGGAGAAGGACACUCGCAGGGCAGCACCAGUGACUUUUUAGACUACAGAGAAAGCUUAGAGACGAAUCUAAAUGUCGCGACCCACUCCCCUUUACACGCGUUCAAGGUUCAGGACCCAUUAUCCAUGUCGAUGGGGCCUUCCAAUUCACACAGGGAACAAAAGGCCAAGGCGCGGGGAGGGGGAGCCACCUCAGGCAAUAGUAAAGAGAAACGGUUCCUCUGCAUGUUCUGUAACAAAGGCUUCCGCUGCCCCCAGAAGGUGGACAUCCACCAGAGGGUUCACACAGGGGUGAAACCCUUCAGCUGUACCCAGUGUCACAUGCACUUCGCCCAGGCAUGCACCCUGAAAAGGCACCAGAGGGUCCACACAGGGGAGAAACCCUUCAGCUGUACCCAGUGUCACAUGUGCUUCGCCCAGGCUGGUGACCUGAAGAGGCACCAGAGGGUCCACACGGGAGAGAGGCCUUUCGCCUGUGCGCACUGCGGGAAGAGGUUCUCAGAGAAGAGCUACCUCAGGUUACACGAGCAGAAAAAACACUCCACUCUAUAACAAACACUUAUAUCAAAAGACAAAGAUUAACUUUAGUUGUCAUCAGAAAAUAUCCACAGAUGCAUUUGGAUAUUCCUGGGUAGAAUAUUACAUCCAGACAUUGCGUUAAGGAAUACUGUAUAUACAGUCCCUACAGUGCAUUUGGAAAGUAUUCAGACCCCUUGACUUUUUCCACAUAUUGUUACA